CCCUCCCAUUCUUGCAGCCCUCCAGUGUUGCUGGCCUGAGAUGGGAGCGCACACAGCGGCGGCACCAUCACGGCCGAAAAAACGGGAUAAACCUGGAAAAGAGCAGAAAAAAAACCAAUACCACAUAGGUACCGUGGAAAAAAUGGGAUAACGAAACAAUUAUUUUACUUAAACCGGGUCACACCGUUUGAUCGCGUCCUCUGAACAACUCAGAUGUUGUCUUCGCUUGUGUUUUGCGCUUUUUAUCCUUUCUCCUUGAGCGCUGCUGGUACAAAGGCGCUUGGUCUGGAGCAGCACCUGGGAAUAUGGCCAUAUGAAUGGGCAAGAGCGAACGGACCUGCUGCCACGGACGGACCCCGAUUGGUAAACACAGACAGUGAGUAAACCAAGCAGGAUUAGAACACAUUUCUUCUUUUUUUAUCUUCCCCGGGAGCCAGAUCCCAGUGUCACCCCGCGAGGACAGAUGCUGUCAUUGUGUCGAGGCUGAGAUUUAAAAAAAAAAUAAAUAAAAAAAAUCUUCUGAAAGUGUCCUUUCCUGGAAUAAUGCAUGAGAAAGACAAGCGCUAUUGCCGCCUUUUAUUCCUUUUUAUGCCUCACACAUUCCCAGCUAUUCCUGUGGCUGAGCAGCCGGGUUCUCUUGUUCAGAAUGGGAUGUAUUGUUGCAUCUGCGCAGCCCACGACAAGUGUCAGCAAUUAGACUGUGUGUGUUUCUGAACGGGUUACCCAAACACUGUCACUGCUUUCUAACUGUAAUUGGCCAUUGUUGUCGAUAAGGACUCUGUCGCGAACUGGACUAAAAAAGGACUAACGGUGCGCCCUUGGCUUCAUUCACCUAGUGUGUGUGAGCCGGGGUCGGUCACAGAAGUAAAUUAGGCACAAUAUGGUGGAGCCGGUGGGAUUCACCGAGGCGUGGAAAGCGCAAUUCCCGGAGUCCGAGCCCCCCAAAAUGGAGCUGCGAUCGGUCGGAGGCAUCGAGCAGGAGCUGGAGAGGUGCAAAGCGUCCAUCCGGCGCCUGGAGCAGGAGGUGAACAAGGAGCGCUUCCGCAUGAUCUACCUGCAGACCCUCCUGGCCAAAGAGAGGAAGAGCUACGACAAGCAACGGUGGGGCUUCAGGAAGACGCCACUGAACGAGGGGAUGGAUCCUGCGGCCACACAAGGUGCGGAGUGCCAGUCCCAGCAGCCGCACAUGCAGGAGACUGGUGGAGUUGGAAUAGUAGGGGUAGUUGGUGGAGGGUAUGCUGGUGGGGAUAGGAGCCGUUAUCAGCCUCUUGGAGAUGGAGCCGGAAGGUCCAAACCCAGGCCUCCACCAGCCAGGAAGUCAGCCUCCCACGGAGACGGCCUGGAGUCAGCCUUUGAGGUACCCCAGCAGGCUGAGUCCAUGUCUUGUGACAACCUAGAUGGCCUCUCGCCAUCCAAGCAGAGAGGGGGCAUCUCUGUCUCCCCUCGCAGACUCAACCUUCCGCCCCCAGACAAGGAACUGGCACUGCCCUCUGACCCCAAGGACAAGUUGGGGAUGGGACUUGGCGUGGCAGCUCUUAGAUCCAACUUUGAGAGGAUCAAACGGGCCAACUCUCAUUCUGCGGGGGAUGUAGCAAAGGGCCAGGAGAAGCAGCUGCCGCCGCCACCACCGCCCUUCUACUCUAACAUGGAAUUCCACCACGAGAGAGGUCUGAUCAGGGUCAACGACCGUGACGUCUCUGACAAGAUCAGCUCCCUGGGCAGCCAGGCCAUGCAGAUGGAACGAAAGAGAUCUCUUCACUCCCUCCCAGGUAACCUGGCAACGGUGGCAGGGGAGCUGCGCGCCAGGCCUGUGUACAGAGGCCGGUCCACUGAGAGCACCUGUGGCUAUGAUGCAGAAUAUGAAGACGGGGAACCCAACCAGCGACAUCCAGGGAGGGCCAAUGGUGGCAAACCUCCGCCUCCUCCUUGGCAGCCCUCUGAGUUCCAGGCCUACUCCAGUGUUUAUGUUGGUGGGGUGAUGAUGGGUGAAGGUGGCGGUGGAGACGGGAGAGGCGGCGGUGGAAGUGGUAGUGGAGUCACAAUGAGAGACCUUGGGGGAGGUGAUGACCACCUCCUGACCUGGCCGCGCCGUUCCUACUCCCCAGGGAGUUUUGAGGAUGUCGGCGGAGGCGGUGGAGGCUACACGCCGGACUGCAGCUCCAACGAGAACCUGACGUCCAGCGAGGAGGACUUCUCCUCAGGUCAGUCCAGCCACGUCUCACCCAGUCCUACCACGGCCUUCCGCCGGCCCUUUAGAGAGAAGAGCCGCUCGCCGUCCCAAAACUCCCAGAACUCCCAGCACUCCUUUGACAGCAGCAGCCCUCCGACGCCGCAGUCCCAGAAGCGUCACCACCGGCAGCAGGGAGGCCACGUGGUCAUGUCUGAAGCCACUAUUGUGAGCGUUCGCAAGACCGGUCAAAUCUGGCCACCUGCUGCCCAUCAUGACCUCGUGCCCCAUGGUAGAACAUCCCAUGACAACAGUUUCCAUGGAGACCACCUAGAUGGUCAUUUCACCGGGACCCCUCCCACGUACGGUUACGAUGCAGACCGUGCAGAGGAGCAGCGGAGGCACCACGACAUCCUGCCGUACAUCGAUGACUCGCCAUCAUCUUCACCGCACCUCAGCUCCAAGAGCCGCAGCAGUCGGGACACGCUCUCCUCUGGAUCCUUAGAGUCCUCCAAGUCGAAUGAAUGUGACCUGGAAAAAGGUUUGGAGAUGAGGAAGUGGGUCCUGUCUGGGAUCUUGGCCACCGAGGAAACAUACCUCAGUCACCUGGAGGCACUGCUGCUGCCUAUGAAGCCUCUGAAGGCCGCAGCUACAACGUCGCAGCCUGUGCUUACCGUGGCCCAGAUAGAAACGAUCUUCUUCAAAGUGCCUGAGCUCUAUGAGAUCCACAGGGAGUUCUAUGACGGACUUUUGCCCCGCGUCCAUCAGUGGAGCCACCACCAAAGAGUCGGGGACCUCUUCCAGAAACUGGCCAGCCAGCUUGGAGUCUACCGAGCAUUUGUGGAUAACUACGAACUGGCUGUGGAGACAGCGGAGAAGUGUUGCCAGGCUAACACACAGUUUGCUGAAAUCUCCGAGAACCUGAAGGUGAGGAGCCCCAAGGAUUCUAAGGACCAGACGGCCAAGAACUCUCUAGAAGCAUUGCUAUAUAAACCAGUGGACAGAGUGACUCGCAGCACAUUGGUACUUCAUGACUUGCUCAAACACACGCCCACCAGCCACCCGGACCACCCACUUCUGCAGGACGCCUUGCGGAUCUCCCAGAACUUCCUCUCCAGCAUCAAUGAGGAGACGACGCCCCGACGGCAGUCUAUGACUGUUAAGAAGGGAGAGAGCCGUCAGCUUCUGAGGGAUAGUUUCAUGGUGGAGUUGGUGGAGGGAACCAGGAAGCUGCGACAUGUCUUCCUUUUCACUGAUCUGCUGCUCUGCGCCAAACUGAAGAAACAGAUCGGAGGUAAAAACCAACAGUAUGACAGUAAGUGGUACAUCCCCCUGACUGAGCUGACCUUCCAGGGCCCCGAGGAGACGGAGCCACUUACCAUCCCCCAGGUCCCCGAUGAAGAGCUCGAUGCCAUGAAGGUCAAGAUCUCACACCUCCGCAGCGAGAUUCAGAGAGAGAAGAGAGCCAACAAGGGUUCAAAAGUCAUCGACCGUCUCAGGAAGAAGCUGUCUGAACAGGAGUCUCUGCUACUGUUAACAUCUCCGAGCAUGCCCAUCAGAGUCUACAACAAGAACGGCAAGAGUUAUAGUUUCCUGAUUUCGUCUGACUAUGAACGUGCAGAGUGGAGGGAGUUAAUGAAGGAACAGCAGAAGAAAUGUUUGAAAACUUCCUCCUUGACUUCCAUGGAGCUGCAAAUGUUGACCAACUCCUGUGUCAAGCUGCAGACUGUCCACCACAUUCCACUUAGCAUUAACAAAGAAGAGGAUGAAUCCCCCGGUCUCCACGGGUUCCUGAAUGUAAUUGUCCACUCUGCCUCCGGCCUCAAACAGAGCUUGAAUCUCUACUGCACAUUGGAGGUGGAUUCCUUUGGCUUCUUUUCAAAUAAAGCCAAGACGAGAGUGUAUCGAUACACUACUGAACCCAAAUGGAACGAGGAGUUUGAGAUUGAGCUGGAGGGCUCUCAGACCCUGAGGCUGCUCUGCUACGAGAAGUGUUACAACAAGACCAAGCAGAACAAAGAGGAUGGAGAGAGCACAGACCGCAUCAUGGGGAAAGGACAGAUCCCGCUUGACCCUCCGACUCUCCAAGGCAAAGACUGGCAGAGAACAGUUAUUCCCAUGAAUGGGAUUGAGGUUAAACUCUCCAUGAAGUUCACCAGCCGAGAGUUCAGCCUGAAGAGGAUGCCCUCACGGAAACCCAUGGGUGUGUUUGGAGUCAAGAUCUCCACAGUGACCAAGCGAGAGCGCUCCAAGGUGCCCUACAUUGUCCGUCAGUGCCUAGAGGAGAUUGAAAGGAGGGGUAUGGAGGAGGUGGGCAUCUACCGAGUAUCAGGAGUGGCCACUGAUAUCCAGGCGUUGAAGACAGCCUUUGACACCAAUCAUAAAGAUGUGUCAGUGAUGAUGAGUGAGAUGGACGUCAAUGCCAUUGCUGGGACCUUGAAGCUGUACUUCAGAGAGCUGCCAGAACCACUCUUCACUGAUGAGCUCUACCCCAAUUUUGCAGGUGGCAUCACCCUGUCUGAUAGUGUUGCCAAAGAAAGCUGUAUGUUGAACUUACUGCUGUCGCUGCCAGAACCCAACUUGGUCACAUUCCUUUUCCUUUUGGAUCACCUGAAGAGGGUGGCAGAGAAGGAAAGCGUCAACAAGAUGUCUCUCCACAACCUGGCAACGGUGUUUGGUCCGACCUUGCUGAGGCCUUCCGAGAAGGACAGCAAGAUCCCUGCUAACCCCACCCAACCCAUCAGUAUGGGGGACAGCUGGUCGCUGGAAGUCAUGGCACAGGUCCAGGUGUUGCUGUAUUUCCUCCAGCUGGAAACGAUCCCUACCCCAGACAGUAAACGACAGAGCAUCCUCUUCUCCACUGAAGUAUAGAGCUAACGUUGACUCUGCCGACCUGAUGAUUUGACCAUGAAGGAGUGAAAAAGAGACAGUGGCUCAAAGUGAGCCUAUAGUAGUAUGUUUUUGAAUUGACUGACCAGAUUCCGUUAGGAUCUCAGCUGGAAAGGAUAGUCUGUGGCAAUGCCUGCCCCCCCUCAAACACAAGAGGGCGCCAUUGGACCUCUGAAGCUCAGAGGAUGCGAGGUCCUUCCAUUUAUAUGUCAUUACCUGAUAUUUAAUAUGAUUUCUUCUACCUUUAGUGAUGAUGUAGGUACGUCUGCCAUCUAAAUUUUGUCACCAUGCUCUUUUUUGGUCUUAACAUUGAACCUUUACAGCGUGUAGACAGUUGUGGUUUAUAAACAACAUCAAGAAGUUAUCAAAAUCAAUCCAUAAGAGAACAAAAUAUGUCUUUCUUGAUUCUUCAAUUAGUUUGCCAACAAAUCAGAAAUUCCAUCUACCUUUGUGUUUGGGCAUUGUUCUCAAUCUGUGUUUAUUUUGGACAAUCAUCAGCUCAAGAAUCCUGCAAAAUAUGUUUGUUCAUCUCAAACAUUGCAACAUGUCCUGUUGAGGAAAAUUCUAACCGUGUCUUACAUAAACUCGCGCAUUGUUUCUGAGAAAGACAAGAGGAGACAUUUGUGCUGUUUGUGGCAGUUUAAAAAAUCCAGAGCUGCCAUGAUACUGUUUUUUCUUCUUUGUGUCAGGAAGCACCUGUUAUGUUAAAGUGUUUACAACGUAAACAAACCCCGUUGGAGUCAAAGACAAAGCUCUAAUAGGAACUGUAAGAGAAACAAAAGGAACCUGGAUGAAUAGUAAUAUACUGCAAUCUGACUGCCUGCGGUUUUUCGCGAUCAUAAAAGCAAAUUUCCUCUAUUUGUGUUGUUUGUAUGUCAAGUCUUCACCUCGAAAAUAUCCAGGAAGCAAUAUAUUUUCUAACAUAGGAAUUGUCAACAAAAAUGUCCUUCUUACUGUAACAUAGGACAUCUGGCCAAAUUUUUUUUCAUUUGUUUGUAUCUAGGAGAAAAAGGAAGCAGUUGUAAUUACAGAUACAGCAUUGUACAUAAUCUUAAAGUUGUAUUUUUUUCUUUCUUUUUGUUUAACAGUAUAAUCAUUGUUGCUAUUAUUGUAAUUUAUUUUGGGGGCCUGGGAGGGAGAAAUCAGUUAGUUUUUCUAAGUCAACUUUUUUUUCUGUUUGAUUAAGAAAGUGGUAGGUCUUAGCCUUGAUUUCAAGUCUUGCGGUAAAUAAGCAGGAUUUAGCCUUGUUCGUAUAGAAACUACUCAGCUGUUCUGUCCAGCCUAUCGAUUAUUCAUUUAGAUAUUAUUAUGAAGGUAACACACACAUUGUAGUUUCAUACUGUAUGCUGCUGUGGAAAAAGGCACAAGCUCUUUAACUGCUGGGUGUUCCUCGGCAAAACGUCUCAAAUCCUGAGAAUCGCGCCUGUCUAGUGUAGACAUUAUGCAAUGUCAUAAUAGAGCACACACACUCGCACACAUAUGACAUUGUUUCUUUUUGUACCAUUUAAUCUGUGGCUGCAGAUGUGCACUCCUGCAAUGUUAGAACUACUGUAUUACAAUUCAAGUGACCUGAGCACUCAACAUUUAUGUCCACUGAAGAGCAUAUCUGUUGUUUUUAAUGAAGGAAUAUUGUUUUGUCUCAUCUUCUCCUGACAUCUUUUUUUAUUUAUCUCAUGCAUAUGGCGAAAUGUCCUACUAAUUCGUUGUCCCUUUAACUGUUCUUCAUCCCGUUACCCCUGAAGGUGUUCAACUCAAUGGCCAAUUUAAAAGAAAUCUCAUCAUUUGUUGAUUCUAAAAUUGCAUAUUUCUCAUUUUAAUUUCUGUGUCCUUGAUUUAACAUGCAGGCAUGUUUUAUGGAUUUUUAAUUUUUUUGGUCUAUGGUUAUUGCUGUCUUGUUCACAAAUGUGUCAUCAUAGACUUUGGGAUGUUGGUAACUAACUUGUGAGUAUCUGGUUUACAUUAUUACAGCAUGUCCUUUUCUGGCAAAUUAAAAUUUGUAUGAACCUAUCGUUUAAGGGUAAAUUUCAUGGUUGGUUUCCCAUAUAUAUCUUCAGUAUAAAACUAGCUAACUGACCAGUUUAGUGAAUCUGAUAAGGGCUUGUGUGUGGCUGUGUCCAUGUUUAAGAUAACAUAGGUGAGGGCACAUAUGAGUAAAUGUUAUAACGCAUUUUAAGUUCUUAACAUAAUUGUCUUUAGACUUUCAAAAGCAAGAGGAGGCUUUCCUUUUGGAUACAUAUCAGCUCUCUAAAUGUUAACACUCAUAUGCACAUGACAAUAUGAACUUAAACACCAUUAUUGUAUCAACCCCAUAAAUAACAAUGUUGAGAUUUCUCUUCAUGCCUUCAGUCCCACUUGUAUGUACUUCCACAAAGUUUGCCCUACUGUAGCAUGCACACAUUGUUUCCUCAUCUAUAUGUUAGUAUAUGAGACAGAAAAUGAAUCCACCAUUCGUCUGUCAUCUUUAUAAUAAGUCCCGAUUGCCUACACUCUUCUACCCUAUCGUGCCUCGACACUUUUUGUUUAGCGCGAUAUUCUGAAACAUUGUUAAGUCUCCUGUUGCCUUUGCUGUGGACAGCCACACUCCUUUCAUCUCUUAAAGACUAAGACAGGACCUUAACCUUAAGCAUGGUCUUAGCUCAUACUGUACAUGCCCGUUCUACUUGCCCCCUUCAUCUGACUGUGUGGCUGGAAUUCAAACUGUGUUAGCGUCAGUCUUAAUGGGACAAAGGACAGAAUUUCUUGCCCAACAUGUCCUUGUUUUGGCUCUUAAAGUUUCUACUCCUUUAAUGCCUUUUAUUCUUAUUUAUUUAUGCUUUGUCCCUGUUUGGUAUAAGAAGGUCUACUGGAUCUAUUUAUUUGUGAUAUAAUAUUAUCUAAAGCAAAAUUAAUGUUAGAGAAAUGGUCUUUAUAUGGUGUGCUUUCUUUGGGAUAAUACAAGUCUUAUGUUGCAGUCUGUUUAUCAAACAUCCUGUUAAAGUUGCAACUGUUUGUCACUAUUUUGUCCCUUAUCACAACCACUGUGUACAACCACAAACACCGGAUUGAACACCCCCCCCCCUGCAUUGUCGGCUCAUCUCUGUAAGUUAGAUGUGGUGUACACCAGACUGGCCACUGUGAUUGUUUAGCUAUCUGCUUUAGAUAACUGAAUAGCAGAUGCAGGAUCUUGUCCAUUUCAAUGGUAGAUCCUGUGAGUUCACGCAACUCAAUAUUCUCUUUCGUUUCCAUGGAGUUGUAUGAUAUGUAUUAUACUAGAGAGUACAUUAUUUGGUUUCCGUUUUAUUUAUUGUGGCGUCCGCUGACGUAUGGUCAUUAACGGUUGAGCCGGUACGCCUCUAGUCUCUUUAAAAAGCCAAGCUGUCAGUAUGUGGUAGAGGAGAAAAGAGUCUUUAUAUUGCUCUGAAAACUGCAUUUUUUUUGGUCUGUUGAUUGUCAGUGUAACUGCAUGUACCCUCCAUAACCUCAAUCCCUCUGUACAUGAUAAAGUAAAUACAAUAAUUAAUUGUUCUGUGGAAUAGCGUGAAGAUAUGGAACAUAUUGCUCUAUAUGAAAGUUACAAAUUUACAUUUAUUGUACAUGACUCUGGUAAUUAUCACAUUUCCAUGCUAUAGUUAAGACUUUCAAAUGACUCUGCUGCCACUUCUACGACAUCAAACUGACUUUAAAUUAGACAACGUCAACCUUUGGAAAUAUGCUAGUUUGGUUUUAUUCGACACAUAACGUAAAGCUGAGGAAGAGACUUGCCUACCAACCACAACACACUUUCUCUUUUUAACUUCCUCAAUUUUUUGAACUCUUGUUCCUGUUCAAUAUUCAAUGUUCUGCUUGUAGAACUGUAAAAAUGAAUACUGUAUUCUGAGGGCAAACAUGUUUGGAAGGCAUUUGCAGCCUAUGUUUGUACACAAAAAUGUUAAAUAAACUCUCCUUGUAUCUACACAGAA
Sander lucioperca (pikeperch) is the source of this 8994-nucleotide messenger RNA. RefSeq names its product BCR activator of RhoGEF and GTPase (gene bcr). NCBI's taxonomy places the organism in Eukaryota, Metazoa, Chordata, Actinopteri, Perciformes, Percidae. The transcript is spliced from 23 exons. Gene Ontology annotation, cellular component: membrane. Gene Ontology annotation, biological process: protein phosphorylation; positive regulation of GTPase activity; intracellular signal transduction. The coding region runs from base 881 to 5038 and encodes 1385 amino acids. Gene Ontology annotation, molecular function: guanyl-nucleotide exchange factor activity; GTPase activator activity; protein serine/threonine kinase activity. The record is from RefSeq and is a predicted model, not a curated record.